GGCCGUUAUAAUACGGCGUAGGAUUCUCAACCGGAAGUUCAGGAAAAACGAGGCAACGCCAAGGAAAAAAUGUCUCGGUAUACGCGUCCACCAAAUACUUCUCUAUACGUCAGAAAUGUUCCAGAUCAGACUAGGCCAGAAGAUUUAAGAUCAUUAUUUGGGAAAUACGGCCCCUUGUCUGACGUAUAUGUUCCUGUAGACUACUACACAAGACGACCAAGAGGGUUUGCCUACAUUCAGUUUGAGGACCCCCGCGAUGCAGAUGAUGCACUGUACAACCUCGACAGAACCAGGUUCUAUGGGCGUGAACUUGAGAUAGAGUUUGCAAGAGGAGACAGGAAAACCCCCAAUCAGAUGAGAGCACCCAAUCAGAUGCGAGGUAAGGAGAGGUCCUCUAGACGGUCACCCUACAGAGGCAGUCGUCAUGACGACAGAAGACACAGGUCGCACAGCAGAAGUCCCAGACGAAGAUCACGAUCAAGAAGCAACGACAGGAGAUACAGAUCUAGGUCGAGGAGUUAUGACCAAAGCAAGCGAUCUCGCUCCAGAAGCUAUGAAAAGAGGGGUUCCACCAGUAGAGCAAGAAAGUCUUACACUCGGUCUCGGAGUCACUCCAGAUCAAGAUCAUACAGCCACUCUAGAUCUAAGUCGCCCGGUCCCCAUGGCGACAGGGAAGAGCCAGCGCCACGCAGCCGAACCCCUGACCUAUAGACACAAUGCCCGGGACACCGUCUGCAUCCACCUUGAACAAACUCAUCGUCGCCUAAACAUAUUAUUCAUGAUGGAAAAAAUACAUCAUCUAGUGUUUUAUUUUGUAUGACAUUUUGUUUCCCCAACCUGAAUAUAUGGGUCUUUUCUGGGAAAACUGGGCUUAAUGCAUGUGUGUCAAUUGUUAACCUGGAUAAACUUGUGCUGUCUGCACAGGCUAAUCAGGCCAGGCACAGCACUUUCUGCCCUUAACUGGAUUUCUGCUGAGAAGUGAGUUUCUGUAAAUGAAGAAUACCAUUUAAGGGAAAGUGACAUUCCUGAUAAGCAUGUGGGGAUCGCACAGGCUAAUCUGAGUUGACACUACGCAUUUCCAUUAAGCUUAGUUUUUCCCAGAACUAAGACCCAUAUUAAUCCCCUUGGGGGGAAAAAAAGCAUCAUCUCUUGUUUUAUUUUGUUUUAAACUUUGUUAUUACACGUUUCAUAACCAUAAUCCACAAUUGUUUUCUGACAAUAAGUGUUUUGUUUUGUAUUAUUAUUUGGCAUUGUUAUUAUGAGGUGCACAGAACUGAAUUUGAAUUAGUUUUCGUAGGUCAUUUAGUGUUUGCUAUGUAAUAAACAUGCUCAUUAUUUUCAUCUCUUUGUAACUUCAUGUUAUUUUGUAGUAGAAGUUGCCUAGAUGAGUUCAGAAAUUAAUGAGAUUAAUAUUAGCGAUGUUAUAAAGUAUUCACUUAUUUUUUUUGUGUUGAUACAACUAAGCAAUCUCAUUUUUAGGAUUUCAAGAAUUGUGUAUUGAGAAGCCAAGCAAAAAUUAUGAGUAGUGUUUAGAAGAAAUUUCUAUUCAGCAAUUUGUUUUUCAAGAAAAACUGAUAAAUAUUUCUCAGUUUUUACUUGAGCAUUCUUUUUUUUGCUGACAGUAUUUAUAAAAUAAUAGUACUGGUAAUUUUUUAUUAUUAAUUUUAAAAGUUGGAAAGUUUUUUUUUUGUGCAUAUAAAGAUACAAUGUCUAACUGACUGCUAGUGAACAAAGGAAAAUGUGAUUCUAAUACUUUUAUUCAGAUAUUAGGCAAUGACGUGUAUGUUAGCCUAUCAUUGUUUCAUUCUGUGAAGCAUCGGAGAAUUCAAGUGAAAGACAAUUUGAUUAUUUCAGUUCAAAUGAAACGAUAAGGUCAGAUCAGUUGAACUUGCUAAAUGUCAUGUUUUAAGUCAUUAAUUUUUAUGUAAAAAAUUAGAACAAUAUACAAAUAAAGUAAUUGUCGCUGUAAAUGAAACUUGUUCAACAAUAGAAAAUCAAUGAUACAAAUCAAUAAAAUAAUAACAAAAGAUGAUAACUAUGCUUAAAAUGAAGCACUAAUUUCCCAUUACGGCUGUAAGCUUUAAAUUCGUUGACUACCAUAUUUGUGACAUCACAAUAUGCAAAAAAAAAUUUUUUAUAUUCUCAACAGGAAUGAAAUAAACAAAAGUUUUAUGUUUUGUUUUUCAGUGCAAGAUUAUUUUAGCAAUCCAUUGGUAGUCAUAUAAAUCAGAUAGAGAUCUUCACUUGUUCAACUCUGAACUGCAAACAGGUGAAAUAUGAUUUAAGAUACCACUCGUGAAAUGAUAAUAUUUAACACUGACAUCAUCAAACAUACUCUUUGUAAACUAUAACAACACACAUUUAACAGAACUUUCUUCAUUUUUCUGCCUGUAGAACAAAAUGUUCCAACUGAUGUAGAUUUGAUCCAUAUGAACAAUUCUGAUGUCAGUUUUUGUGUGUGUAGAAAUCUGAACGGAACUAUGAAUUUCAUUUCACAGUUAAAUGUUGGUGAAGAAAUGUUGUAAACUAUGUUUUAUGACUGUAAAAAUAUGUUGUUGAACUGAUUUUGAUAAACAUUAUUAUUCUGUAUCUAUUUCAAUUUGUGUUAACACAUUUCAAUGAGUUUUAUCUGGUAAAUCAGUUUUUCAGUAUAUUUACUAAAUUAAUACAUAUGCCUUUUCACUCAAAAGCAAAGUAAAAAUGGCUACCGGUAUGUGCAAGCAGCAUUAAACCAGAACAGCCUGCAGUCUGUUCGGGUUUUAUGCUGUUUGCUGCUCAUCAGUAUCUUAAGGGUUGAAAAUGAAGCCUUAAAAACUUGAAUCUAGUAAGAAAGGUAUUUAAUUUUAUGUAACUUUCUAAGGUACUACAAAUGCGUCAAAAUACGUAUCUAUGUGGUAAAGGAUUAAAGUAUAACAGUUACCUUCGGGACUUUUUAUUCUGUUGUGAUAAGCAGUAAAAAUAUUCAAUGGAGGCUCAUUUUACCCAAUGCUAGUAGCAGUUUUUCAACAAUGAACAUACAUCAACUGUGUUUUUGCAAAAUUGGUUUAGAAAACCAAACUAAUGAUCAUUUUCAAUUUAUUUUGAUCCAUGUUGGAUACAUUUGAAAUGACAUUACAAUCAUUUGAACAGGAAUAAA
This is a messenger RNA of Dreissena polymorpha, 3136 nucleotides long. Its product is annotated as serine/arginine-rich splicing factor 10-like. The transcript is spliced from 10 exons. Bases 70 to 711 code for a protein of 213 amino acids. NCBI's taxonomy places the organism in Eukaryota, Metazoa, Mollusca, Bivalvia, Myida, Dreissenidae. Gene Ontology annotation, biological process: mRNA splicing, via spliceosome. Gene Ontology annotation, cellular component: cytoplasm; nuclear speck. Gene Ontology annotation, molecular function: RNA binding. The record is from RefSeq and is a predicted model, not a curated record.